UCGUGGCUCCUCCUCUCCCAGCCCAGGCUCUCUCUCUCUCACGGUCUCACCCGUUCUUCGUCCAUCCCCUCGGCCUCCUCCCGCAAUACUCUUGCGCCCCCAUCUUUGAACCUUCCUCCUCCUCCGCGCUGACCUACCGGCAACCAGCCCCCCCUCCCUCCUAUAUAGCCACAAUCCAUUCCGACCGAGCCCCUCAGAGCCCGCCCGCCGCAGCAGCAUACGGGGCUGCAGCUUCCCGCGACGCCGACCCGGACGGACGGAGCCAGCCAGCCCCACGCAGCGCGCGCGCGCGAGCGAGGGGGGUUCGGGGGGGAAUUCCUGGGAUCGAUCGAUGGCGAAGCUGUACGUGCAGGCGGUGCCGCCGCCGGAUCUGAACAAGAACACGGAGUGGUUCAUGUACCCGGGGGUCUGGACCACCUACAUCUUCAUCCUCUUCGUCUCCUGGCUCCUCGUCCUCUCCGUCUUCGGGUGCACGCCCGGCAUGGCCUGGACGCUCGUCAACCUCGGCCACUUCGCGAUUACAUACCACUUUUUUCACUGGAAGAAGGGAACUCCAUUUGCUGAUGACCAAGGGAUGUAUAACAGAUUGACUUGGUGGGAGCAAAUGGACAACGGCAAGCAACUUACUCGCAACCGAAAAUUUCUGGCUGUGGUUCCUGUGGUCCUGUACUUGAUAGCUUCCCACACUACGGACUAUCAACAUCCAAUGCUCUUUUUCAACACAAUUGCAGUCACUGUACUGGUUGUCGCCAAACUACCGAACAUGCACAAGGUCCGGAUUUUUGGAAUCAAUGCCGGUAACUAAGCGGCAGCAUUCCAGGGUAGAGAGCAACCAAUAUCAUGUUUCAUUUGAAUGGCUGGAUGUGUUGCACCUAGUUCUGGACUCACUCAUCGGAGUACCAGCGUGUAGUGUUUGAGAGCUUUUAGUAGAUGACAUGUGAUCAUUGUACAGAGAAACGCUUAAAGGCCUGGAAAUGAUGCUGUUUUGGAACUUACGAACACAACUACUGUAGACUCUUGAUGCUGCUAUAUGUUCUGUUGCAAGUAUUUGUCAAUCGAUACGUGUACAGUUUAUUUC
Brachypodium distachyon (stiff brome) is the source of this 1078-nucleotide messenger RNA. RefSeq names its product ORM1-like protein 2. Lineage: Eukaryota; Viridiplantae; Streptophyta; Magnoliopsida; Poales; Poaceae. Gene Ontology annotation, biological process: ceramide metabolic process; negative regulation of ceramide biosynthetic process; intracellular sphingolipid homeostasis. Gene Ontology annotation, cellular component: endoplasmic reticulum membrane. The transcript has 3 exons. Bases 332 to 805 code for a protein of 157 amino acids. The record is from RefSeq and is a predicted model, not a curated record.